CAUAACGAGAACGUUGUUUCCUUUAGGUGCUGUGUCAGAGGGAAGUAUGAUAUUAGUAUGAUAGUAACGUAAGCAUGUCUUGCAAUACAAAAGCGACAGGUUCGCAAGAGAUUAUGAUCUGAAACUAGGGCAAGAUGUCAGGUGGAUUGCGAAACUGUUGAUCAUUUCUGCAUACUCUACCGUACGAGCAAUCAUGUAAUAUAAAUACGCAUGUGUUUUUUUUUUUUUUCAGAUACGAGUACUAAUUCUCGCGGCCUGCAUGACAGGGCUCGUCUGCUUCGCCUGGAGUACGCGAGCGCACCUCUCAAGAGCGCGCAAUGCGUGCCGUACACAGAACUGCUCCUCUCCCCGCUGCCUGGGGUGUGCGUUUCCGCAGGCAGCUCUCAGUAAUGACAACGCUUCUCUCGAAAUACUAAACAGCACCGCUCACUUGAAAUGGACCUACGCCGACUCGCUUAAGGACAUAUGCAGAGGAUCUCUGGCCCCGGUUCACUACGUCAUUGCGGUCAGCUCACUACCAAGCGCCGCCUACCAAAGACACAUCAUCCGCGCCGACCUCUGGUACAUACGAAACGCAUCGUCUAGCGUGAAACUAAUUUUUUUCUCCGGAAGACCGAAGAACGCGGCGCUUCUAGCGCGUGUGAAACACGAGCGGGAUUCGAACGCCGACCUUGUGCUGAGUGACUUGGACGGCGUUCCCGAGAGCGCCUCUCUCGCGACCCUCGUGCUGCUACGUUGGGUUGCCGAGUUUUGCACGACCGCGCCGUUUGUGAUAAAAAUCACCGACGAAGGUCGUGUGAACGCGCGCUUUCUCCAAGCAUCCUACGACCUCAACGUGAAGCUCGCUGAAGAGUUCGACAUGUUCGGUUCGUUCGUUUCUCUUCGCGGCGAAGCGUGCAGUGAACCCCCGGCUCAGCACUCGGUCAGGCGGUGCCCGGACCACGAUGGGUUUCUUUCCGGAUGCGCGUAUAUGCUGACACGCAGGGUGGUGCGCCCACUUCUGAAGGCCUCCGCGACUCACCCGCCAGUUCUUCCCGAAGAUGUGUACGUGACAGGAACACUGGCUGAAGCCAUCGGCGCGAGGAGAGGAGAAAUGGUUAGCUUCGAAGGAUGCUAUUACUCGUACGUGAAAGCCAUGCCUUUCAUACCUCAGAGUGCGCAUUACUGGCUAAGGGACCGAAUGCGGAUUUUGUUGACGAAGCUGACACUGUUUUGGCAAGAAAUGCAAUAACUGCUUGGCACGCCAGCACGCUAGCUAGAGUGGAGUUUUCUUUCUUUUCGUAACCCAACACUCGCUGGCAGGGCAUGUGGCUUUUAGAAGGACUGCUGAAUUUUUUUACGAAGACCGCAAGUGCUAAAAUAUAGACAUGGCUUAGGGUCUCGCACUGUUUACCUUCAUGAGGACUGAGCUUACGAAUCAUCCCUGCUGUUAUUUCUUGAUAGCUAUGUCACACCUUUUCUAGGCACCCUUCUUAUUUAUAUGUGGAGAUGCAAAAGGCCGGCAAUGACAUCAUAGCCUUUCUUGAAUAAGACUUGCAAGUCCAUUACAGAGGUUUUCCUUACCGACCUACCCCACUUUUGCAUUCACUUCUAGCACGAUCAAUGUUAGAAUUUUGUAUGAAGAGCUGCAUAAGUGUGGGGCUAAUAGAUAUAAAACUACAUCUUUGUAAAGUGUAAGUUGUUUGUCUAUCUUUCGAAGCCUGUUUUCUAAAGCUUUCACUUAAAUGCAAUCCAAGAAACGUUGACUGCCAAACUGCAAUUUGUUCAUUAGACCUAAGCUAGAAUGCGCGCGUACUGUCGAACUGGUCUACACAGCUACAGAUUAUAUGCCUCGAAAGACUGCAAAUGAAAGCAGCCUGGUUCAAAACAAGUUAUCAUCUCAAUAUUCUUCUGAAUUAUUAAAACGCGUGAAAUACAGUUAAAGAUUCGGUUCUUCUCUCUUCUCUUUAGCCAUAAGCUUGACAAGUUUCUGUUCAAGGAGUGUUUUACUACAAAAACAGUAAACUUAGCAUGCCAUAUUUUCACCCUAACAAAUCAAAACCACAGGACACCAUCGGUACGACGCAUGACCCCAUAUUGUUUUUAGAACUGUCACUUUACUCAUUUUCCGAAAAUGGCAUCGGAUUGGAACCUAUUAAUCCUGACAUCUCCUUUGUCACGGUUACUACACCAAAGUUCGACAAUUGAAGCAACGACACAUUUCUUGUUAUGGAACCGCUGUUAUUGCAGAAACGAAUAAGCAUGUUCUUUUGCUCCUCUUGUGUAUUGUGUUAUCUCCAAUUUGUGUUAUCUCCCUGCUUGAACCCAAAGGUUUCCACUGCGUGAUCAAAUAAACCUGUCGACCUCCCACUAUGUUAAGAA
This is a messenger RNA of Dermacentor andersoni, 2361 nucleotides long. Its product is annotated as beta-1,3-galactosyltransferase 4-like. Gene Ontology annotation, molecular function: hexosyltransferase activity. Gene Ontology annotation, biological process: protein O-linked glycosylation. Gene Ontology annotation, cellular component: Golgi membrane. NCBI's taxonomy places the organism in Eukaryota, Metazoa, Arthropoda, Arachnida, Ixodida, Ixodidae. The record is from RefSeq and is a predicted model, not a curated record.